GCAAGUCACUCGACUGUUAGCAACCUGGCUGACCACGUGCGGACGCGCAGGUAAGCCGCCUGCUUCUAUAAAAGAGUCAGCGCCGAGACCUGCGGAGAACGGCGAGAUAAGGAAGACGAGGUAUCUUGGACAAAAAGAAGACUGUUGAAUGUAGAUCUGUUGUGCAGGGAUGGGCGACUCCAAAGAGGACUCUGUUUCAAGGGUAAACAAAGUUGCCUUCAGAGUGGCAGCCAAAGAAAAUAAAGACAAGGGCUCAGCAGUGAAACAGAAGGCCCAAGCAGCAACUAACCCAGCAACAUCUUCUAGUGACCAAAUGCCCCGAAGAUCAUCACGAGCGGUGCAAAGCAGACCUGAGGACACUGGAACCAUCAGCCUCAAGGGGCUCAUAGCAGCACAGAGGUUCACUAAAGGAUUAAAGGAGCGGACUGCUUUAAAACUUGCUGCAAAACUGGGCCCUGGAGCACGCCUUCGUAAACCUGUCACCAUCAUUUAUGAUCAGGUACCCAGCACCUCCUCUAAGCCAAAAGAGAAAUUCUCUUGCGCUGGAGUGGAUGAACUUAUGAAAAACUACCUUGUGUCAAGGCUUGAAAAGGUCUCCUAUGAUCCUCUAGUGUCCACCAGACUUGCCCAGGACCUGAGCGAUGACAUCAAGCGUAUGGUGAAAAAAAUCACCCCACCACGCUACAAGCUUGUGUGCGUGGUCACAGUGGGAAAGAAGGAAAAGGAGGCGGCGGUGGUGGCAAGCCGCUGUCUCUGGGACACACAUGCGGACAGCUUCACUUCAUACACCUAUGAAAACCAGUCUCUCUUUUGCGUUGCCACCAUCUUUGCUGUUUAUUUUGAGUGACUAUUUUGUGUUGUUAUGUCACCCGAGAUGAAAAGAUGUUUUCACAGCACAAGAUAUAAUAGUGUUAGCAAUUCUGUGCCAAGGAGGUCACUUUAUAAUGACUGAAACUUCUAAGAGACUGACAUUCACAAUAAAAUAAGAUGAAUAAACAGCUGACUCUAUUUCACAACUAGGAAGUAAAUAAAUAAGUAAGUAAAUGUUUGAUUUUCAGCUUUUCAGGGCUCAUCUGACAGCUUACUAUGAGAUGACAUCCAACUCCUUGGAGCUCCAAGGGUUAUUUAAUAAGGUUUUUAUUUUGUACUGAUAGAUAACAUAAGUUUCGGCUUUUAGUCAGAACAAGCCCUGUUGUAAUAAACACAUUUUGAAAAUCCAACUUGUAAGACUGUUGUAAAAUAUAUAUUUAUUAUCAAA
This is a messenger RNA of Erpetoichthys calabaricus (reedfish), 1258 nucleotides long. Its product is annotated as dynein light chain Tctex-type 4-like. Gene Ontology annotation, cellular component: cytoplasmic dynein complex; cytoplasm. The transcript is spliced from 5 exons. Gene Ontology annotation, biological process: microtubule-based movement. Bases 170 to 847 code for a protein of 225 amino acids. The record is from RefSeq and is a predicted model, not a curated record. Lineage: Eukaryota; Metazoa; Chordata; Cladistia; Polypteriformes; Polypteridae. Gene Ontology annotation, molecular function: dynein intermediate chain binding.